Diabrotica balteata is the source of this 723-nucleotide messenger RNA. The record is from the annotation of a GenBank genome assembly. Lineage: Eukaryota; Metazoa; Arthropoda; Insecta; Coleoptera; Chrysomelidae.
UGUCAAUAGUAUGAUGAAAUGUGAAGUUAGCGACAAGAAUUCUUUUACGGAAGACACGUUGAGAGGUGCAUUUGCACGAUGAGUUCCUUAAAACUUCAGAAGAGGCUAGCAGCCUCUGUUAUGCGAUGCGGUAAAAAGAAAGUUUGGUUGGACCCUAAUGAAAUCAACGAAAUUGCGAACACCAACUCAAGACAGAACAUCCGUAAGUUGAUCAAGGAUGGUCUUAUUAUUAAGAAGCCCGUAGCUGUACAUUCCCGUGCCCGUGUUCGCAAAAACACUGAAGCCCGCAGAAAAGGAAGGCACUGUGGUUUUGGUAAAAGAAAGGGUACUGCUAAUGCCCGUACCCCACAAAAGGAAUUAUGGAUUCAACGCAUGAGAGUCUUGCGUCGGCUCCUUAAAAAAUACAGGGAAGCAAAAAAAAUUGACAGACAUCUAUACCACUCACUGUACAUGAAGGCUAAGGGUAAUGUAUUCAAGAACAAGCGUGUCCUUAUGGAAUACAUCCACAAGAAGAAGGCAGAGAAAGCCCGUGCCAAGAUGUUGGCAGACCAGGCCAAUGCCAGAAGGAUGAAGGUAAAACAAGCUAGGGAAAGACGUGAGGAACGUAUUGCCACAAAGAAACAAGAAGUUUUGCAGAACUACAUGAGGGAAGAUGAAGCUGCGGCCACUAAGAAAUAAGUUAAUUGUUUUAUAAGAUGACUAUAAUAAAAAUUAAAAAAAUAU